AUGAUAGUUGAACUGGCAGAUAUAGUCACGUUGAACCCAAAGGAAGGGUUUGUGGUCAAAACCAAAAUAAUAGAUGCCACCGACUAUAAUAAAUAUAAUAUUUCUACCAAAGUAUUCAUCAACUUGUGUCACGAUCCUCUAGUACCGAAACCUCCUCAAGAUUUUGACCCCACAGUAGUAUUUCCUCUUAUUAUUAAUAACCAAUGGGAAAUACCGAUAAUUACAUCCCGGGAGAAAGAAAGCAAGGACAAAAAGGGGCAACCUUCUUUAGUUUACGAUUGCUGCAUCAAUUCUACCUGCUUUAGGUGGUGCCAAAUCAAUGCCGAUUUAAGAUCAAUUCUCAUUGAAUGGUGCAUUGAAGCUGUAGAAAUUAUGUAUAGUGUAGUAUUAGAAAGAGAAUACAGUAUUCCGAAAAUGCUAUCCAAGGGUGAGUUAACAAAGACAGAGAUCUUGAAAAGUGAAUUGGAGGGAAGCAUACAAAAGAAGAUGGACCACAUUGCAGAUGAAACGAUGGGCUUGCUAGAAGAGAUGAGAGAGAACGAAGAAAAUGAUGUAGAUUUGAAUGAAGAAUUGCCAGACAUAAUGAAUGUGGGCGGCGGAAAAAAGAAGAGUUUAAUACAAGAGAUAGAUGACACAGUCAUAUCGGAUGUAAAGAAGAAGUCAAAAGUGAGUAAUAAGUCAGAAAAGAAGCUCGAUAUAGAAGUUUCCCAAGGUGCUGGAACUGAUGGUGCUGAUGAUGCAGACGAUAGCUUUGGGCUUAAAGCCCUCAAAACUACCAAGCUAACUAAGCAGCCUAGAGCCAAAAUUGAGGAAACUUCAACUUUAACUCCCAAAGAAAAAAACCUGCUUAUAUCUGAAUUGGUGAGUCUCGAGCAUACACUUACGAAGCAAGCCACUAAAGAAGGUGAGUGCUUCAAGAUCCAUCUUCCCACUCUUAUACAUGGCCAUGAAGUUAAUGUGAGAUAUUCCUUUGUGCAGGAGAAAAUUGUAAUCUCUCACGAUGAUAAGGUUGCAUUAGAAAUUGAUUGUAGGAUCGAUGCAGGGACCUUGAAAGUUUUUUGGGUCGGCAAAGAAAAGAAUUUGUAUAUAUUUGGCAAAAGUCUUUAG
Messenger RNA from Dujonia railenensis, 1107 nucleotides. NCBI's taxonomy places the organism in Eukaryota, Fungi, Ascomycota, Pichiomycetes, Serinales, Debaryomycetaceae. The record is from the annotation of a GenBank genome assembly.